Racocetra fulgida is the source of this 147-nucleotide messenger RNA. The record is from the annotation of a GenBank genome assembly. NCBI's taxonomy places the organism in Eukaryota, Fungi, Glomeromycota, Glomeromycetes, Diversisporales, Gigasporaceae.
AUUCGCGCUAAAUGUUAUUCCAUUAAUUCUGGAAUUUUUGAUUAUAAAUGCUUAAAAGACAUUCUAAAUAAUGUAUCCGUGCAAGAAGCCUUUUUACGAAAGGAUGUUGGCAUAAAUCGUUCGGAGAAUCCCAUAAAGGUUGAUGAU